This is a messenger RNA of Rhinopithecus roxellana (golden snub-nosed monkey), 452 nucleotides long. Its product is annotated as 40S ribosomal protein S16-like. NCBI's taxonomy places the organism in Eukaryota, Metazoa, Chordata, Mammalia, Primates, Cercopithecidae. Bases 1 to 390 code for a protein of 129 amino acids. Gene Ontology annotation, biological process: translation; maturation of SSU-rRNA from tricistronic rRNA transcript (SSU-rRNA, 5.8S rRNA, LSU-rRNA). The record is from RefSeq and is a predicted model, not a curated record. Gene Ontology annotation, cellular component: ribosome; cytosolic small ribosomal subunit. Gene Ontology annotation, molecular function: structural constituent of ribosome; RNA binding. The transcript is spliced from 2 exons.
AUGCCGUCCAAGGGCCCGCUGCAGUCGGUGCAGGUCUUCGGACGCAAGAAGACAGCCACAGCUGUGGCGCACUGCAAAUGUGGCAAUGGUCUCAUCAAGCUGCUGGAGCCAGUUCUGCUUCUCGGCAAGGAGCGAUUUGCUGGUGUGGACAUCCGUGUCCGUGUGAAGGGUGGUGGUCAUGUAGCCCAGAUUUAUGCUAUCCGUCAGUCCAUCUCCAAAGCCCUGGUGGCCUAUUACCAGAAAUAUGUGGAUGAGGCUUCCAAGAAGGAGAUCAAAGACAUCCUCAUCCAGUAUGACCGGACCCUGCUGGUAGCUGAUCCCCGUCGCUGCGAGUCCAAAAAGUUUGGAGGCCCUGGUGCCCGUGCUCGCUACCAGAAAUCCUACCGAUAAGCCCAUCAUGACUAUCAAAAUUCUUCUGUGUAAUAAACAGUUUUUGAGGGAAAAAAAAAAAA